Opisthorchis viverrini is the source of this 887-nucleotide messenger RNA. RefSeq lists its product as hypothetical. Gene Ontology annotation, cellular component: endoplasmic reticulum membrane; Hrd1p ubiquitin ligase ERAD-L complex. The record is from RefSeq and is a predicted model, not a curated record. The transcript is spliced from 5 exons. Gene Ontology annotation, biological process: endoplasmic reticulum unfolded protein response. Gene Ontology annotation, molecular function: misfolded protein binding; ubiquitin-specific protease binding. Bases 1 to 678 code for a protein of 225 amino acids. Lineage: Eukaryota; Metazoa; Platyhelminthes; Trematoda; Opisthorchiida; Opisthorchiidae.
AUGCCGGGAAAUGAGCUUUCGGAUAUGUUUCACAGUAUUCCACUCAUCACACGAUACUGGUUCUCCGGCACGAUUUUGUUUUCACUCCUCGGAAAGCUCGGCAUAAUUGAUCCAAUGCGGAUGAUUUUAUUUUGGGAUGGUGUACAUAAGUACGAGAUAUGGCGACCCAUCACAGCUCUUCUGUUUUAUCCCAUCAACCCUUCAACAGGAUUUCACUUUCUGAUUAACCUGUAUUUUUUGUAUUCGUACUCCUCAAGAUUGGAAAAUGGUAAGUUUCGCUUCCCACAAUUUCUGUUGGAACCAAUGGUACUAACUGUCAUCUACAUUUGGAGUCAAAUGAAUCGCGAUGUCAUUGUGCAAUUUUGGUUUGGCAUGCAAUUCAAAGCAAUGUACUUUCCGUGGGUUCUGGUCAUAUUCAACCUUAUUGUUCGUGGAAGCGUCCUGAUGGAAUUGACUGGAAUUGUUGUGGGUCACAUGUACUACUUCUUUACUUCGCAAUACCCACAAGAACACGGAGGUCCAGUGCUCCUGAAGACUCCAAGUUUUCUCUACCGUCUGUUUCCGAAUCAGGUUGGUUUCGUUGCCGGUUUUGGCCAAGCACCCCGAGCUAGAGAAGCACCUGCUGCCCCUUCGGCGCCCCGUUUUCCCGGUCGCGGGCAAGCCCUUGGUCAUGAGUGAUCGGUCAUUUGACCAGCCUUGUUCUCCACCCAGGUCAUCUACUCCCUCGUCAAUGUACUGCACACUGACCUGUUAUGUUUUCACAGCUCCUGUGCACUUGUGCGAACAUACGGGUGCAACGCUGCAAAUUUUCUUGUUCAUUUGAUUUCGAUGCUGAGAUGUACAUAAGUGUCGUUCGGGUUAAGUAAACUGUUAGUUACCAUGAGCGC